Molecule: messenger RNA, 1532 nt
Organism: Guillardia theta CCMP2712
Lineage: Eukaryota; Cryptophyceae; Pyrenomonadales; Geminigeraceae
Exons: 9
Molecular function (GO): calcium ion binding
Source: RefSeq, a predicted model, not a curated record
CAAACAGCGGCGCCUUUGGACAGCUGGUGGUGGUAUCGGAAGAUGCAGAAGCAGCAGCAGGCGAAGAAAGUUCUUCAUGCACGCUGUCUCUGAAUCUUCUCUGACAAUUGGCACACGUUUGAGUAUGGAAUGGCGCAAUUGAUUCAGUGCAUCCUUGCUCGCGUUUGAGUCCAGUCAAUCAAAGUCUGUCCCCCAGCCGUAAGGAUCCUACGACGUGUUGCUCCUCGCCAGCUUACAUGUCGGUCACCGAAACCAUGCGAGACCUCGCACGACAGGUUUUCACCUCUCUGGACAAGAAUGGCGACGGCACGCUCACGGAAGAUGAGCUUAAGCGAUGGCUGAGCUUCCAGUGCGACAUGGGGGAGGAGGAGCAGGACGAGCUAUGGCUGUCACGAUGGGGGGAGAAAGAGGAGAUUGAGUUCGAGGACUUCUUAGAAGCGGCGCAGGAGUACGACUGGCCACUGAAGGCAGGAAGGCAGGGCCCUGCGUUGGUACCUACGACAUCAGCACCAGCACCAGCACCAAUGGCAGAAUCAGGAGGAGAGAGGGAGAAAGUUGACGAAGCGUUCAAGGAACUAGCUCGGAAUACCUUCAACGCUCUGGACAAGAAUGGCGACGGCACGCUCACGGAAGAUGAGCUUAAGCGAUGGCUGAGCUUCCAGUGCGACAUGGGGGAGGAGGAGCAGGACGAGCUAUGGCUGUCACGAUGGGGGGAGAAAGAGGAGAUUGAGUUCGAGGACUUCUUAGAAGCAGCGCAGGAGUACGACUGGCCACUGAAGGCAGGAAGGCAGGGCCCUGCGUUGGUACCUACGACAUCAGCACCAGCACCAGCACCAAUGGCAGAAUCAGGAGGAGAGAGGGAGAAAGUUGACGAAGCGUUCAAGGAACUAGCUCGGAAUACCUUCAACGCUCUGGACAAGAAUGGCGACGGCACGCUCACGGAAGAUGAGCUUAAGCGAUGGCUGAGCUUCCAGUGCGACAUGGGGGAGGAGGAGCAGGACGAGCUAUGGCUGUCACGAUGGGGGGAGAAAGAGGAGAUUGAGUUCGAGGACUUCUUAGAAGCGGCGCAGGAGUACGACUGGCCACUGAAGGCAGGAAGGCAGGGCCCUGCGUUGGUUCCAAAAGAAGAACCAAUCCCUGUACUGCGGCUGCUUGUUCAAGGAGCAGACUUUCUUCCCUGCGAAUCACAGCAGCUCGGGCAUGAUCCAUACAUCCGAAUCUCCUACAAUGAGCAAAACUUGCGUACAAAAACCUCGAUUAUGAAUUCGUCUCCUACCUGGAAUGAAGUUUUCAUCUUGGAGCAUGUCAAAGGGACAUCAAUCAAAUUCCAGCUUUUUCAUGAAAGCAAGUCACUUGAAGAAAAGUUGGUGGGUGAAGCGAUCUUGCAAGAAAAUGUAUUGGACAGGAUCAUGCAUCGAGGGAAAGGGGGAUUAGAGAGUAUUCUGUAUUGUCAACUUUACGUGACAGAUCAAGGAGUUGGCAUUCUCGAGCUUCCAGGGCUCGAGGUCCAUCAGAGCAGCCAGACACGUGAG